ACAUGUCAUUCACACUGGUUUCACAAUUCAUAUUUCUCACUACUUCCGGGAGGUUUUGCGUUUAGUCAGCACUCGUCCAGAAGCUCCUCUUAGUCUAAAACUUACUCCUCUCGUCGUUGUCGCUGUUCUUCUCUUUCUAAUCUCCGAACCUCCCUUUUCUCGAUGAGCAAAGCAGUGCGUAACGCUCAGAAGUAC
This is a messenger RNA of Amoebophrya sp. A25, 195 nucleotides long. Lineage: Eukaryota; Dinophyceae; Syndiniales; Amoebophryaceae. The record is from the annotation of a GenBank genome assembly.